This is a messenger RNA of Neolamprologus brichardi, 2190 nucleotides long. Its product is annotated as neuronal acetylcholine receptor subunit non-alpha-3. NCBI's taxonomy places the organism in Eukaryota, Metazoa, Chordata, Actinopteri, Cichliformes, Cichlidae. The record is from RefSeq and is a predicted model, not a curated record. Gene Ontology annotation, cellular component: postsynaptic membrane. Gene Ontology annotation, biological process: monoatomic ion transmembrane transport. Gene Ontology annotation, molecular function: transmembrane signaling receptor activity; acetylcholine-gated monoatomic cation-selective channel activity.
UCGGGCAGGAUCCAUCUCUGCGACGGGACACGCACGAAAAGAAGGUGCAGAGAAACCCAACAGGCGACAGAACCAAGACAAGGAAAAAAACUAAACAAACAUACACACACACACAUAUUCGACACAAGGUGGUGUUUCGCAGCGUGAAGGCGGUGCGUGUUGUACAAAGCCACCAACAACCGACCGUCCUUCAUUAUUUAAACUGCACAUCACGGCGGUGACACUCCGGAGGUCCCACUUGGCUGCUGAGAUGCACGCAGGGAUGAACAGUCAGAUAAUUUGAUCUUCGCUGUGGAAAUAUCCACUCGGUCUCGUUGAUGACAGGAGGAAAGAUGAAGUUUGCGGUUGCGGUGUUGUGGUUCUGCGUGGCUCUUGGGAAAGCUACGAUGCAAGUCCAGGAAGAUUUUGUGUCGCUGGCAGAGUUGGAGGAUUCUCUGCUGAGGAACCUUUUCAGAGGUUACCAGAAGUGGGUGCGGCCUGUUCAGCACGCCAAUGACACCAUUACUGUACGCUUUGGACUAAAGAUCUCACAGCUGGUUGAUGUGGAUGAAAAGAACCAGCUUAUGACUACAAAUGUUUGGCUCUGGCAGGAGUGGGUUGAUGUGAAGCUGAAGUGGAACCCUGAUGAUUAUGGGGGCAUUACCUCUAUCAGAGUGCCUUCGGAGACAAUAUGGCUGCCUGAUAUUGUUCUGUAUGAAAAUGCUGAUGGUCGCUUUGAAGGUUCACUGAUGACUAAAGCCAUUGUGCGCUGGGAUGGCACCAUAACAUGGACUCCACCCGCCAGCUAUAAGUCGUCCUGCACCAUGGAUGUCACCUUCUUCCCCUUUGACCGACAGAACUGCUCCAUGAAGUUCGGUUCCUGGACUUAUGAUGGAAAUAUGGUGGAUCUUGUCCUGGUGGACCACUACGUGGAUCGUAAAGACUUCUUUGAUAAUGGCGAAUGGGAGAUCCUCAAUGCAACAGGAGUAAAGGGAAGUAGGAGGGAUGGGGUUUACUGGUAUCCAUUUGUCACAUACUCCUUCAUCCUUAAAAGGUUGCCCUUGUUCUACACCCUCUUCCUCAUCAUCCCCUGCCUUGGCCUGUCCUUCCUUACUGUGCUGGUAUUCUAUUUGCCAUCAGACGAAGGAGAGAAACUUUCACUUUCAACAUCGGUGCUGGUAUCGCUCACUGUGUUCCUGUUGGUCAUAGAAGAAAUUAUCCCUUCAUCCUCCAAGGUGAUCCCACUAAUUGGAGAGUACCUGCUCUUCAUCAUGAUCUUUGUCACAUUCUCCAUUAUUGUCACCGUCUUUGUGAUUAACGUCCACCAUCGCUCCUCUGCCACCUAUCACCCCAUGGCCCCCUGGGUAAAGAGCCUCUUUCUUCAGAGACUGCCCAGACUCCUUUGCAUGAGGGGACACACGGACAGAUACCACUUCCCAGACAUUGAGAUGCGAAGCCCAGAGCUGAAGCCCCGUCGAGGUGCGGGGAGGAGGGGCGUUCCUGGGCACUGUGGCGGUCAGCAGAGAGGCCCCCAUGGAGGGAAGGAGGAUGAAAACCAAGCUUGGUUGGCAAUGCUGGAGAAAGCCACAAAUUCCGUUCGCUACAUCAGCCGUCAUAUCAAAAAGGAGCACUUUAUAAGAGAGGUUGUACAAGACUGGAAAUUUGUGGCUCAGGUGCUGGACAGAAUUUUCCUGUGGGCCUUCCUAACAGUGUCAAUCCUGGGAACUAUCCUUAUCUUCACCCCUGCUUUGCAGAUGUACCUCAGCACACCUUCAUGAAGGCGCACACUCUCCAACAGUUCGUUCUUGGUUUCCAGUUUGUCUUUAACUAUGAUUUAUUGAUAAAGCUCAAUGAAACAUUCAUAUUGUAUCUUUCUAUUGUAGAGAAAAGCUCGGGCAACAAACUUUUACCUCCCUACAACAUGGUUUGCAGCCUGUAAUAACUACUGGAAACUGUAAUGCUCUAGAUGCAACUUGUCCUUUGCUGUGAAAUGCAUGUAGAGGGGUGCAGAGGAGUACAAGCAAUAAGCAGGUUAAGGUAGCGUGUAUGAUUUGAACGUCUUUGUUUGUAUAAAUGUAAAAGUAAUUAUACACGCAACAAAAUGCACAAUGUCACUCCAUGAAUAUUGAGCUGUUUUAUGUGUCACAUGCACUUUGUUGAUUAUUGUAUGUUCUGUAAUGAUGAUCAGAAUAAAGAAAAAAUUGAAUACCA